This is a messenger RNA of Pneumocystis murina B123, 489 nucleotides long. RefSeq lists its product as hypothetical. Gene Ontology annotation, cellular component: cytoplasm; exon-exon junction complex; nucleus. Gene Ontology annotation, molecular function: mRNA binding. Gene Ontology annotation, biological process: RNA splicing. The record is from RefSeq and is a predicted model, not a curated record. Bases 1 to 489 code for a protein of 162 amino acids. Lineage: Eukaryota; Fungi; Ascomycota; Pneumocystomycetes; Pneumocystales; Pneumocystaceae. The transcript is spliced from 6 exons.
AUGGAUGUUUCAACAGAAUUACAAGAUGUUAUGGACAUUGAAGAAACACAAGAUCCAGUUAUACGUAAGGGUCGAGGUUUUAUGACACAAGAUGAAACAAUGUUUUUGAGUGGGGAAAAUAUGGAAACUCAGGUUAUUACGGAUGGUAAUGACGAGUUGAGUGCAUGGACAGGAUCAGGAAUGCGUGCUAUACGAUCAAUUGAAGGAUGGAUUCUAUUGAUAACGGGGUUACAUGAAGAAACAUCUGAAGAAGAUCUUCAGGAUAAAUUUUCGGAAUAUGGAGAUAUCAAAAAUUUACAUUUAAAUUUGGAUCGAAGAACAGGUUAUGUUAAGGGCUAUGCACUUAUUGAAUAUUCAAAUUUAUCUGAGGCUAAAGAAGCAAUUGAAAAAUGUAAUGGAACAGAAUUGUUAGAAUCAAAGUUAUCCGUUGAUUUUGCUUUUGUUGAACCCAUUGGAAACAUGUCAAUACAGAGAGAUGCACGAAAUUAA